CACAGGGAACUCAGUAAAGCUUGCACAUCUUGUACUCUUUAAGCUCUUGUACGGUAUUAAAGGGUUCUCCGAGCAUAGAACUAGAGGAACCCAGCUUGUCCUGCUAAAUCCGUCACAUCGCAAACGAGCGUCACGUUGAUUCAAGGGUGGCCAACACGAUUAAAUGGCGAUAAUGUUUGACAAGGGCGCCGGAUACGUUCGGAACGUACGGAACACCCGUUCCACCCCACUGGUCCCCGCAACUGAAUCCAUCCAAUUUGCAAGUCGUGCUUAGGCUUAUUCAUUGAUCAUAUCAAGCCUAUCUGUGGUCAUCCGGACUUGGCCCAGUGGACACCUCCAUCCAAAAUUAGCUGUUCACAAAAUUAGGCCUUAGGAGUAAGUGAACUAUCAUUAUACACUUGCGAGGUCAGCUGAUAGCCUCGUAUAUAAAGCAAUCGUUCUCUUCGCGGAUUGUCUGAACACUGAACUCAAUCCCGUAUCCGCUUGACCAUAACAUGCGUGCAUACUUCUUCGACAACCUUGAGGGUGACCAACGUCUCCCACAUGACUCCGGCAUGGAGGUUUCAGACGAGGUUUUGAAAACCAUUGGUGUUUUGCACUGGCACAUUCCCGUUGAUGCCGAGGGCAAGUAUGAGCAAGAGAUUGCUCUUAUUGCGAAGGAAAGGAAUUACAAGAACCACGAUGUUGUCGCUAUCAGCAAAGAGGGCCUUGGUGAUGAAUAUGAAACGAAGAUCAAGAGCUUCUACCACGAACACAUGCACGAAGAUGAAGAAAUCAGAUACCUACUUGAAGGCACCGGCUUCUUUGACGUUCGUGAACACUCCAGUGAAUCCUGGAUUCGUUGCCAUAUGGGUGCUGGUGACCUCUUGGUCCUCCCUGCGGGCAUUUACCACCGCUUCACCCUUGAUAUGGGUAACCGCGUUAGGACCAUGAGACUGUUCAAGGAUGAGCCCAAGUGGAUUGCGCACAACCGUGGCCACCAAACGGAUGCUAAUCCCUACCGCUUGGAGUACUUGAAGAGCAUUGAGGUCCAGUAAAUCAACGUGCCUAUGGUGGAGCAUAUGAUGUAUAUUAUGAAUGAGAUAUCAGUGUCAACAUCGCAAUUUGUAGCGUUUCAGAGC
Messenger RNA from Suillus clintonianus, 1121 nucleotides. RefSeq names its product Acireductone dioxygenase ARD family. Gene Ontology annotation, molecular function: acireductone dioxygenase [iron(II)-requiring] activity. NCBI's taxonomy places the organism in Eukaryota, Fungi, Basidiomycota, Agaricomycetes, Boletales, Suillaceae. The coding region runs from base 495 to 1037 and encodes 180 amino acids. The record is from RefSeq and is a predicted model, not a curated record. The transcript has 4 exons.